ACUUUCACACGGAGCCCGUGGCACACGUAAACAAUCUCUCUCUCCCUCGUCAUGACACGGAUGUUUUGAUUGCUGCACCAUAGAGUGAAAAAACACGGCAGUAAUUCCCCCGGGUGGCGGUGUCGUGCCUCGUCCCCAUCCUCAACCACAACGAUGGACAUUACGUCCCUCUUCAAGGCAUCCGUGAAAACGGUCCGGCUGAAGCUGCCCCCGCAGAGCGUCGCCCCGCUGGACAAGAACCGGAUACUGCAGAAAAAGAAACCGACGCCGGAGGUAUGGGGCAAGGCGAAAACGCUGAAGCAGCAGGUAACGCUGCUGCGGAACUUUCUGAUCGAAAACCGGGCGGCCUACAUGCAGCUGGCGGAGCAUCUGAAGAAUUCCGCCCCGCAGAUGACGAACGAGGAGCGCGAUCUGAUCGACCGGGAGACGGAAAGUACGCUGGCGGACGCGGGUACGCUGAUAGCGGGCCUGAGGCACGAGUGUGCCGAGCUGAAGGCGGACCGGCAGGUGAAGGAGUUCCUCGGCCUGGUGGUGGACAGCCUGUUCGAGUACGCGAACGGGAUACGCAGGAUUGCCCAGGAGCAGAAACAGUUCCGCCAGCGGCGCCAGAUGGAAACGAUGCACUACAUUAAGCUGCAGCCGAAGAUGAAAACCGACCCGUACACGAAACCGCUCGAGGCGGUACCGUCGGAAAGGGAGGCGGUGGCAACCGCGGCGGUGGUCACUCCGGCAAGGACCGGGGACAGCUUGGACAGUUCGCGCAGCGCCGAUAAAACGAUGACACAAACGGUGGAAGACAUGCAGGACAGCAGCAUGUACGAGGAGUACGAAAGCACCGACCUUAGCCCGGAGGACAUACAGAUGUUCGAGUCGGAAAACAUCCAGCUGUACAACGAGCUGAAGGGGCUGUCGGAAGAGGUGGAGCAAAUCCAGCGCAAUGUGGCCGAUAUUACGCAGCUGCAGGAUAUCUUCACCGAGAAGAUAACGCUGCAAAACACGGACAUCGAUCGGAUCGCGACGAACGUAAUAGGCACGACGGAAAACAUGAACGACGCGAACGAACAGAUCAAGCAGGCGAUCCAGCGCAACGCGGGGCUACGGGUGUGGGUACUUUUCUUUUUUAUUGUGAUGUCCUUUACGUUACUGUUUUUGGAUUGGUAUAAUGAUUAAAAAAGGGGGAAAAGACGUAAAAGUAAAUUAUUUAAGGCAAUAAAUGCGGUUAAAGCGAUUAGAUUAGCAAUUCAAAAUAGGGGAAAAAUCGUUUCAUUUCCCAACGAGCCAUCAGCUGUUGCACCAAGGUUUAGACAGCGAAAAGGCCUUUUCGGGCGAUGUUUCAAUCUGCGCAAGCCUUUUCUCCUCUCUGCUUGACAACCGUGUCAGGGUGGCUGUCAAAAGUUGCUCGGUCGCAAAAGAAAAAGGGUGCAAAAUUUGCCUUGCUUUCGAUUACUUAACACUCACACUAUCGGGUGCAAGUUUUUCCUCCGUCGUUCCGGUGAUUAAAUAUCGAAGAUGCUCCGUUUUGCGGCUGGCCGUGUGCUGGGCGGACUUCGCAGCGCCGCUGGGCUGAAGAGCAGCCAACCGAUGGUGGGUGCGAUGGUGGUGCGCCACUCGCACAGCAACGAGACGGACGAGGAGUUCGACAAACGCUACGAGGCGUACUUCAGCCGGCCGGAGAUCGAUGGCUGGGAAGCCCGCAAGGCGAUGAACGAUCUGCUCGGCAUGGAUCUGGUGCCGGAGCCGAAAAUCAUCGUGUCCGCGCUGAAGGCUUGCCGCCGCCUGAACGACUACGCGCUGGCCGUCCGCUUCCUGGAGGGCGUGAAGGACAAGUGCGGUGACAAGACGAACGAAAUCUACCCGUAUCUGCUGCAGGAAAUUCGCCCGACGCUGACCGAGCUCGGCAUCGACACGCCGGAAGAGCUGGGCUACGAUCAGCCCGAACUGGCACUGAAAUCGGUGUACGAUAUGCACUAAAAGCGGAAUGCCCCGGUCGUCGUCGUCGAUGUGUGAGAUGAGGAGCGGCGUGUGUGUGUGCGGUACGUGUGCGGUAGCCUCUGACGCCCCCAAAACCCCCAACCCCUUGGCGGGGGACCGGAAGGGGCUUAGUCGUGGUCGUUUUGUCAAUAAUAAAUAAAUACACAGAGCCCAGCUGUUACAUAAUUGGACAACAA
Messenger RNA from Anopheles gambiae (African malaria mosquito), 2168 nucleotides. It is a transcript of the gene Syx18, whose product is annotated as syntaxin-18. NCBI's taxonomy places the organism in Eukaryota, Metazoa, Arthropoda, Insecta, Diptera, Culicidae. Gene Ontology annotation, biological process: retrograde vesicle-mediated transport, Golgi to endoplasmic reticulum. The record is from RefSeq and is a predicted model, not a curated record. Gene Ontology annotation, cellular component: SNARE complex; endoplasmic reticulum. The transcript has 3 exons. Bases 154 to 1170 code for a protein of 338 amino acids.